This is a messenger RNA of Neomonachus schauinslandi (Hawaiian monk seal), 2229 nucleotides long. It is a transcript of the gene ZNF483, whose product is annotated as zinc finger protein 483. The annotation marks the transcript as partial. NCBI's taxonomy places the organism in Eukaryota, Metazoa, Chordata, Mammalia, Carnivora, Phocidae. Gene Ontology annotation, biological process: regulation of DNA-templated transcription. The record is from RefSeq and is a predicted model, not a curated record. The transcript is spliced from 5 exons.
ACAUUGCAAGCUGUAGUAGCCUUGAAUAAGAUGACAGCCAUCUCCCCAGACCCUCAAACUCUGGCCUCAAGUGAACCAAGCAAGGUCCUGAGAAUGGAUACUCCUGGGGAUCAAGAAGCUAUCCUGAGAGGAGACAGUACUGACCCAGAGACUUUCAGACAGAGAUUCAGAUGGUUUUGUUACUCAGAAGUGGCUGGACCCAGAAAAGCCCUAAAUCAACUCUGGGAUCUCUGCAUUCAGUGGCUGAGACCAGACAUCCACACGAAAGAACAGAUUUUAGAGCUUUUGGUAUUUGAGCAAUUCCUGACCAUUUUGCCUGGGGAGAUCAGAUUUUGGGUAAAGUCACAACAUCCUGAGAGCAGUGAGGAAGUGGUGACCCUAAUAGAGGAUUUGACCCAAAUGCUUGAAGAAAAGGAAGAUCCAGUCUCUGAAGAGUCUGUUAUUUCCCAAGAGGAGAACCCUGAAGAAAAUAAAGUGGUUUCUGUCCUUCCAAGUACUAAGUCCCAGGAAUCCGUGACAUUCAAGGACGUGGUGGUCAGCUUUUCCAGAGGAGAGUGGAGAAGGCUGGAGCCUUUUCAGAAGGAGCUCUAUAAGGAAGUGCUACUGGAGAACUUUAGGAACCUAGAGUUUCUGGGCUUUCCGGUUUCCAAAUUAGAUUUGCUUUCCCAGUUUAAGUGGGUUGAACUGCCAUGGCUGCUGGAAAAAGAAAUUUCAAAAGGCUCCAGACCAGAUGUUCUUCUGGAAGAAUCAACUUUAGAUAAAAUAAUAGAAAGAUGCCUAAUGGGUGCUAAUUAUGGCUUGUUGGGAGAGUCCUGGAAACGUAGCAGUAAGGAAUAUUCGCAAGUCGCAGGCACACAAAAGAAAACUCAUGGGAGAGGCAGUAAGGGUGAGGAAUUUGACCCAGAAAAGAGCCCCUUUGGAAGUAAUUUCAAGCAAACCUCGGAAAUAAUUAAACAUCUGAGAGUCUACUUAAGGAAGAAAUCUCGGAGGUAUAAUGAAUGCAAGAAACCCUUCAGUUUUCAUUCAGACCUUAUUCUGAACCGCAAAGAACACACUGGAGAGAAGCCAUGGAAAUGUAAUGAAGGCAGGAAAGUCUUAGGUCACUCUUCCUCCCUAACUGAACAUCAGAAACAUCAGAAAAUGCAUUUGGGGGGGAAGACCCAGAAGUGCACUAAUUGUGGGAUAGCCUUUACGCGGAGCUCAUCCCUUAAGAGAAAAAACUCCUCUAUGUGUGAAAAAUGUUGGAAAAAUUUAAAUCAAGAUGCAACCUCAGAUAAAGAUGAGGGAGCUGAGACAGGAGAGAAGACCCAUAAAUGUAGCAAAUGUGGAAAAGCCUUUGGCUACAGUGCCUCACUGACCAAACAUAGGAGAAUUCACACAGGGGAGAAACCCUACAUGUGCAAUGAAUGUGGAAAAGCUUUCAGUGACAGUUCAUCUCUCACGCCACAUCACAGAACUCACAGUGGAGAGAAACCCUACAAAUGUGAUGAUUGUGGAAAAGCUUUCACCCUGAGUGCCCACCUCAUCAAACAUCAGAGAGUUCAUACUGGAGAAAAACCCUAUAAAUGUAAAGAAUGCGGGAGACCCUUCAGUGACAGUUCCUCUCUUAUUCAACAUCAGCGAAUUCAUACCGGAGAAAAACCCUACACGUGUAACAACUGUGGAAAAUCCUUCAGUCAUAGCUCGUCCCUUUCCAAACAUCAGAGGAUUCAUACUGGAGAGAAGCCCUAUAAAUGCGGUGAAUGUGGAAAAGCCUUUAGACAGAAUUCUUGCCUUACUCGACAUCAGAGGAUCCACACUGGAGAAAAACCCUAUUUGUGUAAUGACUGCGGGAUGACGUUCAGCCAUUUUACGUCUGUCAUUUAUCAUCAGAGACUUCAUUCAGGAGAAAAACCCUACAAGUGUAACCAGUGUGAGAAAGCCUUCCCUACCCAUUCACUCCUCAGUCGUCAUCAGAGAAUUCAUACUGGCGUAAAACCGUAUAAAUGUAAAGAAUGUGGGAAAUCUUUCAGUCAGAGUUCAUCUCUUAACGAGCAUCAUCGAAUUCAUACCGGAGAGAAGCCCUAUGAAUGUAACUACUGCGGAGCAACCUUCAGCCGGAGCUCAAUCCUUGUAGAACACCUAAAAAUCCACACCGGAAGGAGAGAAUAUGAAUGUAACGAAUGUGAAAAGACAUUUAAGAGUAACUCAGGCCUCAUCAGACAUCGGGGAUUUCAUUCUGGAGAGUAA